UACCCUGUAUACCCCUAUAUAUCCUGUCUUACCCAUGUUUACCCUAGUAAUACACCUUUUAUACCCUUUUGUAUCCUGUUUACAUGUUUACCCUAGUAAUACUGUAUACCCUAUUAUAUAUCCUGUUUACCCAUGUUAACGCUAUGCAACAACAACAACAAGUUUAUUCAGUAUUACCAUUUUGUACAGGUGUUACCGAUUAAAAUAACAAUAAUAAACAGCUAAGUUUAAGGAAAUACAGGUAUGAUGGAAUAGUAGAAUUAACUAUGUUUCUUUCGUCUUUCAAAUGCUUGAAAGAUGAAAUUAGCAGCUAGCCUGCUGAUAUGUGAAUCAGUAUUGUUAAAAAGAAAACAGACUUUAUCAUCGAUAUUGUAAUGUGUAAAUAAUGUAUUUCGGUCGUUGAUUUUAAUAAAAAGAGUCUUUCUCAAAUCAUUGUAUAGAUCACAGUGAAAUAAUAUGUGCAGUUCAUUUUCAACCGAAUUUUGGCUGCAUGAUCACAGAUUCUAAGGUCUUCAGGAGUUUUGGGGAUUGUAAAUCUUCCAGUUUCUAUUUUUAAAUUAUGAUUUCCUAUCCUAAAUUUGGAAGCUACACGCCUAUGCUCAGGAUUCCGGAUAUGAUUGAUGAAUUCAGAGUGAUUUGUUUCAUUUUUAAAGAUGAAGUAGAAUUUUAGUUUUUUAUUUGUUCUUAUCAAAUUUAGCUGGUGGUUUUUCAGAUGUUUUGACAAAGUAUUCUCAGCUUUGGAUAGGAAAGUAGAAGGGUUUUUAAAGUUAACUGACUGUUUAUGAAUAUUAAGUAGUGUACUCGAAAGAUUUAUUUUAUUUAUUAGACCUGAUUUAUUUUCUUCGACCAUUUUAUCUGAUAUGUUUAAGAAGAGUUUAGCGAUGCUGUCAGGGGGUUGAUUUUCAAGGUGAAUCCAAAAUUUGAAAAUUUGAAACGCUAGUUAUACUGUAUACCCUUUAUACCCCUAUAUUAUCCUGUCUACCCAUGCUUACUGUAGUAAUAAAAACCCUUGUGUAUCCUGUUUACAUGCAAUAUGCUGUAUACCCUGUAUACCCCUAUUUACACUGUGUACUCAUGUUUACCCUAGUAAUACUGUAUACCUUGUAUACCCUGGUAUAUCCUGUUUACCCAUGUUAACCCUAGUUAUACUGGAUACCCUGUAUACCCCUAUAUAUCCUGUGUACCCAUGUUUACCCCAGUAAUACUGUAUACCUUUCUUGUAUACCCCUAUAUAUCCUGUGUACCCAUUUGAAACGCUAGUUAUACUGUAUAACCUUUAUACCCCUUAUAUCCUGUCUACCCAUGCUUACUGUAGUAAUAAAAACCCUUGUGUAUCCUGUUUACAUGCAAUCCUGUAUACCCUGUAUACCCCUAUUUACACUGUGUACUCAUGUUUACCCUAGUAAUACUGUAUACCUUGUAUACCCUGGUAUAUCCUGUUUACCCAUGUUAACCCUAGUUAUACUGGAUACCCUGUAUACCCCUAUAUAUCCUGUGCACCCAUGUUUACCCUAGUAAUACUGUAUACCUUUCUUGUAUACCCCUAUAUAUCCUGUGUACCCAUUUUUACCCUAGUAAUACUGUAUACCUUCUAUUCCCUGGUAUAUCCUGUUUAUCCAUGUCUACCCUAGUAAUACUGUACACCCUUAAUACCCCUAUAUAUCCUGUGUACCCAUCUUUACCCUAAGUAAUACUGUAUACCUUGUAUACCUUGGUAUAUCCUGUGUACCCAUGUUUAUCCUAGUAAUUAACUGUAACCUUGUAUACCCUGGUAUAUCCUGUGUACCCAUGUUUACCCUAGUAAUACUGUAUACCUUGUAUACCCUGGUAUAUCCUGUUUACCCAUGUUAAACCUAGUUAUACUGGAUAUACCCUGUAUACCCCUAUAUAUCCUGUGUACCCAUUUGAAACGCUAGUAAAUACUGUAUACCCUUUAUACCCCUAUAUAUCCUGUCUACCCAUGCUUACUGUAGUAAUAAAAACCCUUGUGUAUCCUGUUUACAUGCAAUGCUGUAUACCCUGUAUACCGCUAUUUACACUGUGUACUCAUGUUUACCCUAGUAAUACUGUAUACCUUGUAUACCCUGGUAUAUCCUGUUUACCCAUGUUAAACCUAGUUAUACUGGAUACCCUGUAUACCCCUAUAUAUCCUGUGUACCCAUUUGAAACGCUAGUUAUACUGUAUACCCUUUAUACCCCUAUAUAUCCUGUCUACCCAUGCUUACUGUAGUAAUAAAAACCCUUGUGUAUCCUGUUUACAUGCAAUGCUGUAUACCCUGUGUACCGCUAUUUACACUGUGUACUCAUGUUUACCCUAGUAAUACUGUAUACCUUGUAUACCCUGGUAUAUCCUGUUUACCCAUGUUAACCCUAGUUAUACUGGAUACCCUGUAUACCCCUAUAUAUCCUGUGUACCCAUGUUUACCGUAGUAAUACUGUAUACCUUUCUUGUAUACCCCUAUAUAUCCUGUGUACCCAUUUUUACCCUAGUAAUACUGUAUACCUUCUAUUCCCUGGUAUAUCCUAGUUCUGUUUAUCCAUGUCUACCCUAGUAAUACUGUAUACCCUUAAUACCCCUAUAUAUCCUGUGUACCCAUCUUUACCCUAAGUAAUACUGUAUACCUUGUAUACCUUGGUAUAUCCUGUGUACCCAUGUUUAUCCUAGUAAUUAACUGUAACCUUGUAUACCCUGGUAUAUCCUGUGUAUCCAUGUUUACCCUAGUAUUACUGUAUACCUUGUAUACCCUGGUAUAUCCUGUUUACCCAUGUUAAACCUAGUUAUACUGGAUACCCUGUAUACCCCUAUUUAUCCUGUGUACCCAUGUUUACCCAAGUAAUACUGUAUACCUUGUAUACUCCUAUUUAUUAUAUACAUACUGAGAAAUACUCACCAAAAAGCUAUGUCGCAAAUUUUCAUACGCAAAUUAGUUCUAGCCAAUCAGAGGAGCGAAUGAUGGUUUUCACACGUGAAAAAAAAUGAUACGUCCAAUGAGAAUCGCGAACGAUGUUUUUUCACGUGUGAGAAAAAUGAUACGUCCAAUCGGAAGCCACAGAGGUGUUUGAGUUUCGCGCCAAAAUUCCCGCCUUUUAUUGCAGCUGGCAGCGCCGCUUCGCACACAUUCAACGAGAAAAGUUUUACUCAAAGAGUUUUUCUCGCUAAAAAAGUGAAAAACAUUUCGGAAAUGGAGUGGAAUAGUUUUGUUUGUUUCACUGUCGAUAAAGAAAACGGUAGAGGGCUGGCGAAACAACAGCGGAAAGGGAAAAACAGAACAAGACGUAAGCUUUUGUUGUGCUUUUUGUCGGAGCUACUUUGCCUUUCAUUUGAGCUUAAGCUUACAUUGAAACCGGCCAUUUUACUUAAAUUCACUCAUUUUCAAUUGUGCAUUGAGAACAAACAGUUAAGAUUACUUAUAGUUCUUGGAUUAUUUCAUAUCCUCACCGUCAUUUAUGUUUUUAACAAACGUUUUUACUAAAUAGCGGAUACUUCGUUUUCGUUGUCAUUUUGCGGUAAGUGUGUAGCGGCAAAUUUUAGCAUUUUUGAAAGAUUUAAAAUAAAAAGGCUGCCAAAAUGAUGAAUGUCUCAGUAUGUAUAUAAUAAACACAAUACCACAUGGAAAGUACUUUGUACGGUAUUUACGCACUCGUUGUUUUUGUAUCAGAAAUCUGACUCGUUCGCUGCGCUCACUCGUUCGAUUUCUGAUACGUCAACAACUCGUGCGUAAAUACCGUACGCCAGCACUUUCCAUGAAGUAUUCUCUAUAUAUCCUGUGUACCCAUGUUUACCCUAAUAAUACUGUAUACCUUCUAUACCCUGGUAUAUCCUGUUUAUCCAUGUCUACCCUAGUAAUACUGUAUACCCUUAAUACCCCCAUAUAUCCUGUGUACCCAUCUUUACCCUUAGUAAUACUGCAUACCUUGUAUACCUUGGUAUAUCCUGUGUACCUAUGUUUAUCCUAGUAAUACUGUAACCUUGUAUACCCUGGUAUAUCCUGUGUACCCAUGUUUACCCUAGUAAUACUGUGUACCUUAUAUCCCCCUAUAUAUCCUGUGUACCCAUGUUUACCCUAGUAAUACUCUAUACCUUGUAUACCCUGGUAUAUCAUGUUAAAACCCAUGUUUACCCUAUUAAUACUGUAUACCCUGUAUACCCCUAUAUAUCUUGUGAACCAAUGUUUACCCUAGUAAUACUACAUACCCUGUAUACCCCUAUAUAUCCUGUGUACCCAUGUUUACGCUAGUAAUACUGCACCUUGUAAUGCUCUGCGAUAUCAUGAUUACUAAUGUUUACCCUAGUAAUACUGGAUACCCUGUAUACCCCUAUAUAUCCUGUGUAUAGCCAUGUUUACCCUAGUAAUACUGUGUAGCUAAUUGUAUACCCAUGUGUAUCCUUUUUACCUAUAUUUACCCUAGUAAUACUGUAUACCUUGUAUCCCCCUAUAUAUCCUGUGUACCAAUGCUUACCCUAUAUACUUUAUACCCCUAUAUAUCCUGUGUACCCAUGUUCACCCUAGUAAUACUGUGUUUCCCGUAUACCCCUAUUUAUCCUGUGUACCCAUGUUUACCCUAG
Porites lobata is the source of this 4567-nucleotide messenger RNA. The record is from the annotation of a GenBank genome assembly. Lineage: Eukaryota; Metazoa; Cnidaria; Anthozoa; Scleractinia; Poritidae.